Amoebophrya sp. A25 is the source of this 292-nucleotide messenger RNA. NCBI's taxonomy places the organism in Eukaryota, Dinophyceae, Syndiniales, Amoebophryaceae. The record is from the annotation of a GenBank genome assembly.
AUGUUUUGCAGCUGCACUACAAGUCAAGAGAAUGGCUACAGCAGACAAGAACUGUGGUUGCUACUCAAGAAAUAUUAUACCGGUAGGUUGGCUCUCCAUCGGAGGUACUUUCCAACUGGUUGGCCUCACGAGUAGACACUAAUAGCUACAUAAGAGGCGCCAUGUUGACGUAACAGAAAAAAACACCGUGAUGCGAACGACGUCUUGCAUGCGACAAUUGACACACGGCAAGUCCAAGCCUACUUUUCGAGGGCAACCGAGGGUGCCACUGAUGAUUUGAAUUUAGACUACG